CCGAGCUCCGCCGUAUAUAAACGGCGCGGGGUCCUCCGGGCGCGGUCCUGUCACGCUCGCACGGGGAGGAGGCUGAGGUGGCGAUGGCGGAUUUUGAUCCUUACGACGAUCGGGCCUACAGCAGCUUCGGCGGCGGCCGGGGGUCUCGUGGUGGCGGCCUUGGUUCCCGCAAACAGAAAGAGCUGCCAACAGAACCCCCUUUCACAGCAUAUGUGGGAAAUCUACCCUUCAACACUGUGCAAGGAGACAUAGAUGCCAUCUUCAAGGAUCUCAGUGUAAGGAGUGUACGACUAGUCAGAGACAAGGAAACAGACAAAUUUAAAGGAUUUUGUUACGUAGAGUUCGAUGAAGUGGAGUCACUCAAGGAAGCUCUUACGUAUGAUGGUGCACUUUUGGGUGAUCGAUCACUCCGAGUGGACAUAGCAGAAGGCAGAAAACAGGAUAAAGGUGGCUUUGGCUUCAGAAAAGGUGGCGGGCCUGAUGACAGAGGAAUGGGAGGAGGUCCCCGAGAAUCCAGAGGAGGUGGAUGGGAUUCCAGAGAUGACUUCAAUUCUGGAUUCAAAGAUGACGACUUCUUGGGAGGCCGGGGUAGAGGAACCCGCCCUGGAGAUCGGCGACCACCAGGUGCCUCAAUGGGAAGUGGUGGCACUGGUCGCUUCAGAGAUGGGCCUCCCCUUCGUGGAUCUUCCAUGGACUUCAGAGAGCCAACAGAAGAGGAAAGAGCACAGCGACCCCGACUUCAGCUCAAACCUCGAACAGUUGCUACUCCCCUCAAUCAAGUAGCCAACCCAAACUCUGCUAUCUUCGGUGGAGCCAAGCCCCGAGAGGAAGUAGUAAAAGAGCACGACUGAGUUUGGGGUUGAGAGGGAAUGGGGAGGCGGGAGAAAAAGCAAGACAGUAGAGAGUGACUAGCUCUGCUGGAAUGUCAACCCUGCAGUUUACCAUUCCUGCCAUCUGGCAUUUGUCCUAUUUGAAACCGAAAACACAGAGCUUGUGAAUGCAUGUCAGCUGUUAACAAGUGGUUUUUAGUACGUUCUUGGCUUUGCUGUAUCUAGUGCCUGCUUUGUGCUGAGUUUCCCUCUUCUGUUUUCUUCCAAGCAGCACAGUUGCCAGUAGAUAAGGCAGUGUAGCUGCUUCCACGAGUGUGGAGGUCUCUGGACAAAGGUGCUGCUUCAACUUCUUCCUUUCUGGGUUUGUUUUACUUUAGAAGCGCAGGUUAGACUUAGUUAUUGCCCCAUAUUGUUUCCUUUUACUUCCUCAGUGCUCCUCUUCUGACCUGCAUGUCUUGUUCUGUAUUGCUGUGGCUCUGAAGAGGAAAACUGGAGAGUCCAGAUGAGUUGAACAGAGAAAUUUACAGUUCUAACCAAGUAGGGAGAUACCAUUUAUGACAAUUUGAUGGUAGUUACUGUACACAGCAGAGCCCCUUAUAAAACUAAGGGGGAAAGCUGCCCUUUCACACCGGUUACCAGGAAAGAUCAAUUUAAUAGAUGCAAAUAAAAUUGGCUGACAAGAAGCCUGGUGAGUAGGGGCUGCAAUCAGUAUGGGUAAAGCCCCUGCCAGCAGACUCGCUGGUGGCUGGCUGUUGACUUCAAAAUGGUGUGAUACUACACCUCUGAGCUCAAGGUUAGUGCUGCAAAAAUGUGCCUGUUUGAGCACAACUGCUCACUGGCUCUUUCUGCUUACUUUUUUUUUUGGGUUUUACAUGUUUGGUAAAUUUUUAAAGUUUCUACAAAUAAAAUUGACUUUUUUAUUUUUGUUUAAGGAGCGUAUACUUUGCCAUGCAGUAUGUAAUUGCCAUUAUCCCCUGUAUUUCUUUGCCCAGUGGUGUACAGUUUUAAGACCUCUGCUUUCAGAAUACCUUGAAAAUGAGCAGAUUAGAAAUCAUUCUGCUAUAGAUUCUCUUCAUGUAGAAGUUUGGGUAAAAAGCAUCUCUAAUUGCUGCAUCUCUCUUCACUUGAAAUGUUUCUUGCCAGUGUUGUGUGGUUGGUGGGAGGGGAGGGGGAGGCUGGAGCAAAAGGAGAGAGGUCGUCAAUGUUUAAAAACAAAACCUGAAUCUAUGACACUGAUGUGUGGACACGUCCAGCGCACGAGAAGAUCUUGGGCCCCCAGUGCUAGUGCUGACAGCUUUCAGAUCAAACCGCCAGCACACCAGAGCACUUGCAAGAGGAGUUUGGAAGCAUGGCUGCUUCACUGCCAGCAGCGUCACUGCUAGUAGUGAAUUUCUCCCCUAAAGUUACCUUUAUAAUGUCAGAGUCCCAGCAACUUACAGAACUACUCUUUCCUUCCUUCUGCCUGUCACUUAAUCUGCUUCUGAGAUAAGAACCAUUUGUCUAACACUAAUACUUAAUUUAAGACAGACAUGCAUUUGUGUGGUGGUAUUCCAAACCAAUAAUUGACCUAUUUACAUCUUCAAUGUGGAAAAGAUUUUUAAGAACAAAUUCCCAUAUAAAAUCUCACAUCUAGUCAAGACAGUUGACUUUUAAAUGUCAAAACAAAAAAAAAAAAGGAAAAGAAGAGAAUUCCAAACACUUAACACAUUCUGCUUCAUAACAAAAUAAAUUUAUGGAUAUGGUAUUUUGUGAAUGAUCUUUUAAAUAAAAGAAAACAUUAAGUAAUAUUUAACAUUGGUCUUUAUUUGAGUCUGCUAUAGCAUGUUCUUCCCCCCCACCUUCAGUCUUCAAACAUUGUGUUAAUUCGGAAAUUUGCUUCCUUAAAUUUUCUGGGGAAGCUGUACCAAACCCGUUCCUAUACAAAUAAGGGGGGGAGGAGAAGAAGGUAAUGGGGAGGAAUCUAACCUAAACAAGUGCUGGAAAAGGCAGGGCACAGUGAAGUAACAAUUGUGUGCGUGUGGAAGUGAGCCUAAAGUCCUGUGGCUUCAGUGUAACUUCAGUCAUGUUCUAAGGUUGCCAGGCAGAAUUUGUAAGUCCUGUGGCUUGCAGGUCAUCCAGCUCAUCCUGCCCUUUCCAGCCAGCUGAGUUCUGCUGCUCUGACCAAUUUGCCCUGAUACAGGGCUAAAUGUGUGUCCUUCCCGUUGGAGUAGUGAGCAGUUUCAUGUGCAGCCUUUGUGGGGAGACAAAGUAAAAAUGCUGUUGUCUUGCCCAGGUUCUCCUGGCUCUUUGAGCCGCCCUGUUUCCCACUAGACGUAACUGUUAAUGAGGCUGUCGCCCUGUGUCUUUGAAGUAUGUGCACACUGCAAGGGAAGUGCAAAGAGGGAGAGCCACGUUUUACUGAGGAAGCGAGCUCUGACCUUCCUGCUGGUUUUGCCGCUUUCCGUAGCGUGAGAGGGUGGGAAGCGUUCUGCCCUCCGGGCCCUCUGAUGGCAGCUUGAGCAGAGACUCCUGGUCCCGCUCGGAGCCGGUUGCUGCUGUGUGUGUGGCAGCACCUGGGUGAGUGGUGUGUAGGGACAGGGCUGGCUGGGGACACUGCCCUUCAGCUGCUGCCACCAGGCGUGCUCACAGCUGCUCUGUCAGACCUCCCGGCGGGGGAAGCGCUGGUUUCAUCUCUCUGUGUGCGGGAGAGUAACACCCGUUUGUGAGAAAGGUAGAUAGGAAACAGCUCAUCUCGUUCCUAAAAAUACUUUUCUGUGGCUCCUAAUACGUGUUUGGUCAAAGAUUUCCCACUAGUGAAUGCCACCUAAUACCAAUAUUAUUUAAUAGAUAUAUUUUUUAAGUCCUUUGUAGGCAAACAUGAACGCGUUGCCUGGUUUCUUUGGAGCAUUAUGCGUCUUGUGGGGCUUAGGGUCAGACUCCUCUAUUCCUUUUUCCCCCUCAAAAAUCUAAUUGAUUAACAUUUUCCUAUACAGAAGCAUAUCAAACUAGCUUGUAUCAACAGUUGACAAAACUAUAUUUAACAUUUGAAUGUGGCGUUUAAAUUUCGGAGGAGGAAGCAAGAUUAUUUUUCCCCCUCCCACCAGCAAAAAGCAGUUAAGGCUUAAACUGUAAUGCUUAAUUUUCGCUGCAGCUUCAAGCCGAGCCUGGCAUGGCAAAGCCUGGAAGGGGAGGUUACCAGUGGUGGUAACAAACGGAUAAUUCACUCUCACCAAGUUAUUUCUGUUAGCCAUGUGGAGCUUUCUUCAAGCUUGAACUUAAAAAAAUAGACAAAACUGAAGUCAGGAAUGCAGCAGAUGAUGGUUUUUGGAAGGGAAAUGGAAUUAAGGCAUCGCUUUGCUACUGUAGGAAUUGCUUCGUGGUGUCCCCCUGGGUUGGGUCGCAGGUGGGGUGGCUCUGGAGGAGCUGUGGGACAAUGCGCAGGAGUGAGCAGCACGCGUCUAACGUGCUGCAAAACUGCCCUGCCCACCACCAAAAAUCAAACCCCACUGAGGUCCCCAGCCCAGGAGCGGCACCGGGAGGGCUAAUCCCAGCCCUCCGAGGGCAGCAGCCCAGUGCUGGCACUGGUGUGUUGCCAACUCACUGGGCCGUGCAAUAGCAGCAUCCUAGGGGGCUCUUUGGGCUUGUCGUGGACGUUGUUCUGACGGCUGAAGAGGGAGGCGGAGGAGUGUUCACGUAGCCAAAUGACGGGCUGCGAGAGAGUCAUGUUAAAUGUGUGCCCCCGAGGGUGGCUUUCUUGCCUUCCUAAAGUAGCAACAAGGUGUAAACCUACUGCUGAGAUGCGCUGGCACGACUAAAAGAGUGCCCACGGUUGACCUCGUGUUGCUGAAGUUGUGCUGGGUGUCCCAGGGCUGGUUAUGACAGAGCGGUUGUGGCCGAGACUCACCGUCCCAGGGCAGUGCGGGAUGAUGCUGUCGCUGUUAUUAGGUCUAAGGUCACGUUCCUCGUCCUACUGUAGCUGUUUGGGUGACUAAAUCUAAAGCAUUUUAUGGUUUCCUUUUCCACAGCAGCAGCGACGCUGUUACAUGAUGUUGUCUGCUCCACGGCAGGUUCAUCUCGACAUCAGCUUCCCCCAUUUCUGUGCCCUUCCCAGCAAAGUGCGUCCAAGGGCUUUAAGGACAUUCAGUGCGUUACAGAGGCAACCUGCUUGCCUGUAAGCUCACAAAUUCCUGUGUAAAGCUCUAGAGUAUCCCAGGGUUGAUGUUUUCGGUAUGUUACUGCCAGGAACGCUGCCACCACCUUUCACCACCUCUGAAAUUAAGCUAGUUUCAGCUAGGUUAAUGUUCAGCACGGUAGGGAUUUGCUUCCUACAUUGAGAUUGUUUUGUUCGUGUCACCGUGCUCCCAAGAUCUGCCUCUUCCUUUUAAAUAAACCAAAAAAUCACGAAGUACCUCUAUAAACCCCUGCAAAAUCUGUACUGUAACGAAUCUGUAUAAUUUGUAUUGCUGUAUAAAACCAAAAUCAAAUAAAAGCGUUCAAACCUUCUA
This is a messenger RNA of Chroicocephalus ridibundus (black-headed gull), 5314 nucleotides long. RefSeq names its product eukaryotic translation initiation factor 4H (gene EIF4H). Bases 84 to 851 code for a protein of 255 amino acids. Lineage: Eukaryota; Metazoa; Chordata; Aves; Charadriiformes; Laridae. The transcript is spliced from 7 exons. Gene Ontology annotation, molecular function: RNA binding. The record is from RefSeq and is a predicted model, not a curated record.